CUGGAAAGUAUCAGCUUGAUAAGAACUAGCUGAAAUGAGCAAAUAAUCUUUGGGAAAAAUUGAUUUGAUUAGUCCAUUGGUUUCCAUGGAGAGGGCGGGGCUUAUGGCCAGACACCAGACGGCGAUCCAAUGCUUCUUCGGCUUCAAUUAACUUUUUUUCAGACUUGUUAAACUCAUAUUUGGCUGGAAAAAAAAUAUAUAUAUUUAACUGAAAUUAGUUUAUUGUUAAGUAGAUGCAGUAGCGUUCGCAGACUUCAUUUUGAUCGUCACGUGUUGAUCGCGUUAUUUAGCGUUAACAGGCGUCUCUGCGUCACACGUGCUGACGUUAUCUGGCUGUCAGGACAGGACAGACAGCGGUGAUGGUGAGCGUCGUGCAGGGCUUGAUGUCGCGGCUGCUGUCGCCGCUGUGGCGCCGGGCUCAGGAGCACGAGGAGCGGCCAGAGGACCCGCGCUUUGACGGUGCGGCGCAGAUCCGGCAGGUGCGGACGGGUGUGGUGACGCAUCUGUGUGCGGAUUACGGCCUGAUCGAUCACGCCGUGUACUUCACAUCAGCAGUGGUGCUAGGAGGAGUGGUGCUGUGUGUGGGAGACUCGGUGCAGGCUCUGGCGGUGCGGGAAGGAGCCCACGGACAGUGGAGGGCCCUCAGGGUGGAGCGACACAAGGACGCCUGGGAGAGCGGCGGAUCCGAGGCGCUCGCGCUGGACACGGACAAACUCAGGCCUCUGAUUGGAACAGUGACGUCAUGUGAUAAAGACGGAGGAUACAUCAACCAGACGACGCAUUUCCCGCGAUCGGCUCUCUGUGAAGGGUUCGAGCCGGUGAAGGGUGACUGGGUUCUGGCGCAGUAUUUCGUCUGUCCGUCAGAAUGGAGCAGUCAGGCUCGAGCCGUUUCUCCUCUGAGAUAUCGCCGCAUGGACGGGGUGAGCGUGACCAUCCUGCACGGCCGCAGCGGUGUCGUGGAGGACAGCGUGUUCUUCAGUCUGGACGCUCUGAUCGUGCCGCCGGGCUUCAGACCCGCUCGAGGCGACGUGGUGAAUGUGGUGGUGGUGGAGAGCAGUCAGUCGCUGUACUGCUGGAGAGCUCUGUGUAUGACGCCCGUCCAGCACAGUGGAAGCGCCGCGGAGCUGAAAAUGCCAGACGAUGAGGUGCAGAGGCUGCUGGAGGAUAAGGGUGGGCUCCAGGUCAGCCGGGAGAGCCACUUCGGGUCUCUGUUCCUGGGAAACCGCAAGGAGCUGCAGAUCUGGAUCCAAAACAGCAGCUCUGAGCGCCAGCGGCUGAAGUGCUGUGAGUUUGCCGGAUGGGACUCGGCUCAGCAGUUCUGCCUCAGAUCUGUGUCUCUGAAGAACAGCCCGGCGGAGCCCGGCGAGGAAGAGGACGGUGCUGAUGAAGAGUCGGUGCAGACGCUGGAGAUGGAGCCCGGGGAGAGAGCGUCGGUGACCGUCUGCUGUCAGGCCAGGACUCUGGGUCGCUCAGCCGAGCUGCUGCUCCUGCACUUCUCCUCCUUCACCAUCGGGAGGCGUCUGGAGGUGUCUGUGAGCAGCGUGGAGGAGAGUCUGCUCAAACCCAGCGUCCCGUACUCCGGUCUAACAGCUCCGCCGCCGCCGCGGCAGCCCCUGCAGGUGCUCACGGUCACGGCCCCGCCGGCCCCCAUCAGACUUGCACGGCGGCAUCUUCCAAACUUCUUGGGGAACUACAGUGUGCCGCAGGCUCUCAGAGAUUGUGUGGAGGGUCAGAGGGACGUGUUGAUCGCACAGCCGGCUCUGGCGGAGCCCUUGAGCCUGUCGUGGAUGCUACCGCGUUUCUCAGCUCUGCUGUGGCUGGAGGAGCUGCAGGCCGAGAGGGAGGUCCGAGAGUUCAGUCUCACCGCCGCCAUCCUCAGGAAAGGAGCCGUGUAUCUACACCUGGAGGUGCCUGGCCUCGCCGAGGGCCGGCCGAGCCUCUUCAUCGGUGAUAAAGUUGUUCUGAAGAAGCCCUGUAGUGGAGGAACUGUUAUUGAGUACAUCUCCUAUGUCACAGAGAUCAGCGACGAGGACGUGAGUUUACGAGUGAAUGCUGAUUUCCAGAACAACUACCUCGGGGAACCUCUGGACGUGGAGUUCACCUUCAACAGGCUGACCAUGAGGAGGUGCCACUGCGCUCUGGAGCAGAUCAAACAUUUUGGAGACAACAUUUUGUUUCCCAGCAUGCCCUUGCUGCAGCCGCCCCAGUGGAACGGAGAGUGGAGGGAAGAGGAUCUUCAAGAGGAGGAGAAUGAUGAAACCCAGAAAACAGACGGCUCAUUGACGCUGACUGCAGAGAUGGUGUCUGUGGCCACACAAACUAAAACAGAUUUGACAAUGACAGCGAAGCGCAUCCCGAACCCUGGCCAGUUCUUCAACGCUCAGCUGAAUCCUGCGCAGAAAGGGGCGGUCAAGCGGAUCCUGAGCGGCGAAUGCCGUCCCACGCCAUACGUUCUGUUUGGGCCUCCUGGCACCGGCAAAACCAUCACUCUCAUAGAGGCCAUACUACAGGUGCAUCACCGCAUCCCCUGCAGUCGUGUGCUGGUGUGCACGCCCUCCAACAGCGCGGCGGACCUCGUCUGCAUGCGUCUGCAUCAGAGCGGAUUCCUGCACGCCGCCAGUCUGGCUCGAGUCAACGCCACCUGCAGGCCAGAAGAGUCUAUGCCGGAGGAGCUGCGUCAGUACGCCAGAGCUGGAGAAGAUAUUCGUCACGCCAGCUUCCAUCGGAUCGUGGUUUCCACUUGUUCCAGCGCUGGGAUGUUCUACCAGAUCGGUCUGCGUGUUGGUCAUUUUACGCAUGUGUUUGUGGAUGAGGCCGGUCAGGCCACUGAACCCGAGUCGCUGAUUCCUCUGAGUUUACUGUCUGAGAGCAGCGGUCAGAUCGUGCUGGCCGGAGACCCGAAGCAGCUGGGGCCGGUGGUGAAGUCGAAGCUGGCCGCUGUGUUUGGACUCGGCGUGUCUCUGCUGGAGAGACUGAUGGGAACGCCGCUCUACAGCUGCAGCGAGGGAGGAUACAACCCCCUGCUGGUGACGAAGCUGGUGUAUAACUACCGCUCGCACGAGGCUCUGCUGGAGCUGCCGUCGCGUCUGUUUUACGCCGGAGAGCUGUGCGUUCGCUCUCAGAGGGCCGUCGUGGACGCGCUCUGCCACUGGAACAGGCUUCCCACUAAGGGCUUCCCCUUCGUUUUUCACGGCGUCCGGGGGACUGAGAUGAGAGAGGGCACUAAUCCGUCGUGGUUCAAUCCCUCUGAAGCUGUGCAAGUCAUGAUGUACUGCUGCCAGCUCGCGAAGAGACUCUACAACCCCAUCGCAGCCGCAGACAUCGGCGUCAUCGCUCCGUAUAAGAAACAGGUGGAGAAGAUCCGUGUGCUGCUGCACAGAGUGGGUCUGGGAGAGGUCAAGGUGGGGUCGGUGGAGGAGUUCCAGGGCCAGGAGUUCCUCAUCAUCAUCAUAUCUACAGUCCGAUCCAACGAGUCCUUGCUGAGCGAAGAACUGCAAAGUCUGCUGGGAUUCCUCUCCAACCCCAAGCGGUUCAAUGUUGCCAUCACACGAGCCAAAGCGCUGCUCAUCGUGAUCGGAAACCCACACGUUUUAAUCAAGCCCCUGACAGACUCUGCGCUGUGUUUCUUCUUCAUGCGUGUGUCUGGGAUCAGGACCCGUGUUUCAGCGCUCUGCUGCAGUACUCGUAUGAUAACAGAGCGUUCCUGGGCUGUGAUCCUCCGGUCAGUCUGCAGGCCUCGCGAAGGAUUCUCUCUGAAGAAACUUAGAAAUGUCUUGGAUCAGCACAGUGUUGCAAUGAUUGUUUAUUCCAUGAUUGUUCUGUUAAAUAAAAAAUGAUUCUGUCAUCUAGCCACUUUUUUGAUUAUUAGCGUCUGAAGAGCUGGACACUGGAUCUGCACAAUCAGACCAACAGAAGUGUGCUUCUACUUCCAGCACUUAAAACUUUUGUGUUCCUUGAAAUGUGUUACAGAAGAUUAAAAAACUAAUUUCAGCAAGCGUUCUGAUUUUAAGUGUUCUUGGCACUGGAUUUCAUGUGUUUGAGCUUGAGAUUCACAUUAGCAUGACUCUGAAUGCAUCUGAAGUAACUAAAAACUCUACAUUAACAUGCAUCCACCAGCCUGUCAUGUUAAAGUGAUGUAAAGCUUUACUAUUACAUGAUUAAAAUUAAACGUGUACGUUUAUAUACGUCAACAUUAGCAAACGAUGAAUAGUUGCAUUUUAUCUCUGAACACUUUUUUUUUAUUUUUUCCAAAAGCAAAGAAUAAACUUUGAAUUAAAAUCAUGAAUUUCUUUCUGCUGUGAAACACUCUUAUAGAUGACAAUUUUGGCAAGUAUUUCUUCAACUUGUUAUGCACAGUUUGAUCAUUUCCAUGCUGUUCUGUCAUUCUCACAUACAUUAAAUCAG
Messenger RNA from Onychostoma macrolepis, 4404 nucleotides. RefSeq names its product Mov10 like RISC complex RNA helicase 1 (gene mov10l1). The record is from RefSeq and is a predicted model, not a curated record. The coding region runs from base 360 to 3836 and encodes 1158 amino acids. NCBI's taxonomy places the organism in Eukaryota, Metazoa, Chordata, Actinopteri, Cypriniformes, Cyprinidae. Gene Ontology annotation, molecular function: helicase activity. The transcript has 27 exons.